This is a messenger RNA of Drosophila eugracilis, 4005 nucleotides long. RefSeq names its product inositol-trisphosphate 3-kinase A-like. Gene Ontology annotation, molecular function: inositol-1,4,5-trisphosphate 3-kinase activity; inositol tetrakisphosphate kinase activity. The coding region runs from base 1519 to 3462 and encodes 647 amino acids. The transcript is spliced from 6 exons. The record is from RefSeq and is a predicted model, not a curated record. Lineage: Eukaryota; Metazoa; Arthropoda; Insecta; Diptera; Drosophilidae. Gene Ontology annotation, cellular component: cytoplasm; nucleus. Gene Ontology annotation, biological process: inositol phosphate biosynthetic process.
GGCGCAGGCGGAGGAGUGGGCGGAGGCCUUGAAAAGAUUUCAGAAGCAUCGGAAGAGAAGAGCGAGAGAGGAAGUUUAUCAUCAAAAAUAAGAAGAUCCAUCCAAAACGAAGAUAAUAGGGAUCUGAUGUAAUUUAUAAAUUAUUUUCGAGAUUUUUGGACCUUAACUUUCUCCAGGAGAAAGUGAUUUGUGACUCAUAUUUAAUAAGGAUCUUGCUGGCGAUCUUAAGAAAGUGCUUUUUUUUCGUAUCUUCCGUUUUGUUUUUUAAGUAUCUUUCGCUCUUAGCAACUUUAUUUAUUUACAUUGAAGCUCAUGCUCGCUGAUUUACAAAACCAAACUUCCCAUGUUCCCACAAAUAAACAAUGAUGGGCAAUUAUUCCACUGACAAUGGCCAGACAUUAUAGGGUAACAUGCUUUGUUUAUACGUUUUCGUAGAAAAGAAAUACACACAUUGUAGAGAAUGUGAAAAUUUCAUAGAAAUUUUAGAUUAAUUAGUAAGCUGUCGAUGGGAACUUUGAUAUUUUUUUGUCUUAUUAUUAAGAACUUUGAUCUCUAAUUGAUGAUCCUUAUCAAGUUUGUUGUUGCGGAAAAUAUUAAGGAACUCUUAUCAUAUCGUAACGGCAUUUUCCGCUGUUAUAGGAUCUUAUUAUCAUUGACGUCACGGCCUGGUGGCCUUGAUCACACUUAACUACGUCAUCGCGGGUGAGUCUGGGCCAACUAAUGAGCUUUGUUCCCCGGGUUGGGACCCCUCUCUCAUCCAGGUGAUAAUUCUGUGCCUCACUGCACUGCGAAUAACAUUUUCAAUUAGUUAACUCUUCAAUUUGUUAGAAACAUCUGAUAGAAAUAUGAAAUGUGCAUAUUAUUUUUUAAGAUUUUGCAUCAAAUUUUAGAAAACUUAAAGGCUGUUAUGGUCCCUAUUUUCCUUUAAAUUGGAAUAAAUUAAUAUAUGAAAUGGACACACACCUCUGUAUUUCUUUCAGUGUGUGUUAUUUGAGAUUAUAUUUAUGCAUAUACCACCCCCAAAAACCUGCCUGUUAUCAGUCUAAGCUCUCAGAUUUCGGUUUCAAAUCCGAUUGGAUUUCGAUUUGAUUUUUUGGUAGGACUCCCAAAACAGAAAGCUGAUGUUGCUGUUGCUGCUGCCGUGUUGCUGUUGCUGCUGCUGUUGCUGUUGCUGCUGCUGUUGCUGCUGCUGCUGCUGCUGCUACUGCUGCUACUCAUCGCCGGCGGAGCUCUCAGCGAGUUCGGUUCGGUUUGGCUCGUUUGGGUUCCGUUUUUUAGAGCAGAGUCGACCAGUUGAGCUUUUGCUGCGAUCGCGUGCGGCUGGCUCGGGGUCUCGUCUCUGGGUUUUUGUCAUUGUUAUUGAUAUUGGUAGUGCUAUUGCCCGUAUCGCCGACUUUCCGCGUGUGUUUCCACAUAUCUCUCGCCGCGUCUAUAUAAGUACAUUCAGUUUAAGAUCCACAUUGAUAUCGCCACCACGGAUGCACUUAAUCGAGUGCCGUGGGCCAGAUUCCAUGUAAGAUGUCCGUGUGCGCCCUUACCCAGAAUCCACCGCCGAAUCAAAAUCCCAAGCAAAAGCAAAACGGAACUGGCCCGAGAUUACCGGCCUUGACAACGCUUAACGGCAAGGCCAAGGGCUCGGUAACGCCACCCACUCCUCCACCAUCUCCGCAGGUGAGGAUAUACGAGGACUUCGACAGGAUGAGUGCCAAGGAGGUGUACUACAAUGAGGCGGGAAAGAAAGUCACCGUGAAACUUUUACAUUUUCCGGAUGUUCCACCCGAGGAGAUAGCCAAAUUGAAGUUCGAAGAUGAUGACAAUGAUGAUGAUGAUGAGGAUGGUGAUCCGGAAGAUAAAGGUGAUGAGGCCGAUGAGGAUAGCGAUACUGGCAGGAGACCCACAUCGGCGGACAGCGAAGAUGCUGGCAGUGAAACGGAGACCCAAAAGGGUCAAAAGAUAGAGGCCAGUGGUGUUGGUGGCAUCAGCAACGCCCCAGUGCCAAGUUCGUCCAAGAAGAUAUUCCGCCGUAAGCUAUCCGGCAAUAAUAUGCAGCCAAGGAAAUGUAGUUUAGCCUUCGCCCAGGCCCAUGGAAUUCGCCAGCGUGCGGAAAAGAAGCUAUCGAUGCCCACCAUUAGCAUUACGGCCAAUUCGGGUGAUCAUGUGGCCCAUAAUUGUGGUCUUCGUUUGGGUUUGGGCAGGAAGCUAUCGCAACAGAACUCCCUGCCUUUGGGCUCACCCACUUCACCGACGCCUACGAAUCUGGGACCCCGACGAUCCCAUUCCCCCUUGGGCCAAAGUCUCUGCCCCGGCUAUAUCCAGUACUCCAAGUCACUACUAGAGGUGCCCAUGCCCAGGGAUUAUGGGUAUGCCAGCAGUGAUGAUCUCAGCUCCGAGUGGGACUCGGAUGUGUCUACCUCGGCAGCCGGUUCGGCAACGGGUUCGGGUUCCUCAUCUCAGGCCACUACUGGCAAGAAGAGUUCCGGUUGGCGGAAGAUACGCAACAUCGUUCAGUGGACGCCCUUCUUUCAGACGUACAAGAAGCAGCGCUAUCCAUGGGUCCAGCUGGCCGGACAUCAGGGCAACUUCAAGGCUGGUCCCGAACCGGGCACCGUGCUCAAGAAGUUGUGCCCCAAAGAGGAGGAGUGCUUCCAGAUCCUGAUGCAGGAUCUGCUAAGGCCCUAUGUGCCCGUUUACAAGGGUCAGGUGACCAGCGAGGAUGGUGAACUCUACCUGCAGCUCCAGGACCUGCUCAGUGACUAUGUGCAGCCGUGUGUUAUGGACUGCAAGGUAGGCGUUCGCACCUACUUGGAGGAGGAGCUGUCCAAGGCCAAGGAGAAGCCCAAGUUGCGCAAGGACAUGUACGACAAGAUGAUCCAGAUCGACAGCAAUGCCCCCACCGCCGAGGAGCAUGCGGCCAAGGCGGUGACCAAGCCCCGCUAUAUGGUCUGGCGGGAGACCAUCUCCAGCACGGCCACGUUGGGAUUCCGCAUCGAGGGUAUCAAGAAGAGCGAUGGCACCAGUUCCAAAGAUUUCAAAACGACGAAGUCACGCGAACAAAUCAAGUUGGCCUUCGUCGAGUUCCUCAGCGGUCAUCCCCAUAUUUUGCCCCGCUAUAUCCAGCGUUUGCGUGCAAUACGGGCCACUCUGUCGGUGUCGGAAUUCUUUCAGACCCACGAGGUCAUCGGCAGCUCCCUGCUCUUUGUCCACGAUCAGACCCACGCCAGUAUCUGGCUCAUUGACUUUGCCAAGACGGUGGAGUUGCCACCGCAGCUGCGUAUCGAUCAUUACUCCGCCUGGAAGGUUGGCAAUCAUGAGGAUGGCUAUCUAAUUGGUAUCAACAAUCUCAUCGAUAUAUUUGUGGAGCUGCAGGCGACCAUGGAAGCGGAGGCAUCUAUCCCAUCAACAGUUUCUGGCGGGGAUCAUCAUGAUCAUGAAAAAGAGGAGCCGGCAGAAAAUAAACCUUAAUGGGUGUUUUCUUUUUUUUAUGUUAUGAAGGAUUUUGGGGCUGGGCCCCAAGGCAAAGACAUUUUCACAUCCCGAAUCGAUUAAUCCCCAAAUUCCUAGGCUAAGUUAACUAUUUUUUUUUUGUUUUUUUUUAUAUCUACAACAGUUUGCGUACAUUUUAAUCCCUUAAGUUUAAAAUCAAAGACUGAAACCACCAUAUGCAUACAAAAAUACAUACACAUACUUUAACUAUAUGAUAUACAAGUACGUAUAUAGGAAAUAUAUAGCCUAGCCUAUAUCUGCUGCUGCUGUAGUGUAAUUUAUUUAUCCAAAAAAAAAAAAAAACAGAAUCACUUUUGGCGAAUCCUCCCGAGAGACCCGAAUAGCUGGAGAACCCUUCCGCAGGCAGUCAAAACUGUCGAUCGUCACGAUACGAAAAGCAACUAAGAACACCCAACACGCAACAAGAGCUUAGAUUAAGUUUUUAAUAUAAUGGUUACGCGACUACCUACUAAAUACUACUAAUUGUGCACUAUUAAAUACAGUUAAGCCAGAAAACCAGAA